UCAGUUUCCACAAACAGAAGAUGAAUGGAAAAAUAUAGCAAAACAUUUUGAAAAUAGGUGGAAUUUUCCACAUUGCCUUGGCGCCAUAGACGGGAAACACAUAGACAUUAUUCCUCCAAGUGGAAGUGGCUCCUAUUUUUAUAAUUAUAAAGGUCGACACAGUAUGGUAUUUCUUGCAAUAGUGGAUGCUAGGUACCAAUUUAUAAUGUGCAGCUUUGGUGUUAACGGCAGGAUAUCAGACGGCGGUCUGCUUCAGACUACUACAUUUUAUGACAAGCUUCAAAAACACCAAUUAAGUCUCCCGUCAGAUGAACCUAUAAAAGGAAGUUCCAAAAUACUUCCUUAUGUAUUUGUAGCCGACGAUGCUUUUGUUUUGAGAACAGAUAUGAUAAAAUCAUACCAACAGGCAGAUUUAAAUUCUCGCGAAAGAAAGAUAUACAAUUAUCGAGUAUCUCGAGCGCGGCGCAUUGUAGACAAUGAAUUUGGAAUCUUGGCUUCUAGAUUUCGGAUAUGUAAAAUUCAAAUUAAUCUAGAACCCAAGAACAUUGAUAAGUUCUGCAGAAUGUUUCGAUCACCAAAACCUAGAAGAUGGAACUAUUACAUCAGGUUUAACAUCACAUGAUACAAACAUGGAGCCAUUAUAUCGACGAAACUCUGGAAAUAAUGCAACUGCUGCCAAAAAUGUUAGAGAACAGUAUGUACAUUACUUUAAUAACGAGGGGAGUGUACCUUGGCAAGAUAACUUUAUUCCUUAAACACACAGAGAAAUGUUACCUUGUAAAUAUUUACAUUAAAUAAAAAUAUAAUAGCUACAUUCGUGUACUUACUUCAGAACUAUCAUCUUCGACGAUGUUGGAACGAGAAGGUCUUGGCGUUCCUUGGUCGUCAUCGAGAA
Molecule: messenger RNA, 895 nt
Organism: Acanthoscelides obtectus
Lineage: Eukaryota; Metazoa; Arthropoda; Insecta; Coleoptera; Chrysomelidae
Source: the annotation of a GenBank genome assembly